UUAAUGAGGAAAGACUGGCAGAAUUUCACAGUGAAAAUGAGCAGCUCACUAAGAUCAAGUCGAGGAAUCAAACUGAUGAAGUCGGGCCUUUUCUCAGAUGUAUGCAUUCGCAUAGAUUGCACUGGAUUCCAGUGCCACAAAAUCAUCUUAGCCUGUGCCUCUGAGUUCUUUGAGAAGUUAUUUCAAAAAGAUUUGAAGGAAUUUUUGUUAGAUGGAACAACUCCAGAAGUUUUUCAGAUAUUCCUCGAUUUUAUGUACGCACCUGACGAUAAAAAACUCUGCAAAUUGACUUUGCGCUCAAAAAGAUAAAAUUUCCGAAAUUAUGAGGAAAUGUCAUUGGAGGACUUUCAAAAUGGUCCUGGAAAGUCUAACGUAUUGUCAGAAUCAGAGAAGUUGGAAAUAAGUUAUAAGCUCGGCCGUUCAAAAAAUGAAUGGACUGUAUGGGAUGGAAUGGAUAAAAAGAAGCGAGACUUCCUAAAUCGCAUUCUUGACAACUAGUUUGGUGACUGUAAAGACUUUAAACUAUUAAAUUAUAU
Molecule: messenger RNA, 536 nt
Organism: Drosophila santomea
Lineage: Eukaryota; Metazoa; Arthropoda; Insecta; Diptera; Drosophilidae
Product: kelch repeat and BTB domain-containing protein 4
Exons: 2
Coding region: 4-309 (101 amino acids)
Molecular function (GO): protein binding
Source: RefSeq, a predicted model, not a curated record